UAAAUAAAAGUCGAACAGAGGAGGGGAGAGACGGCGAGCCAAACCGAGCGGACGCCAUGGAUCGCGAGUGGGGCUCCAAACCCGGCAGCGGCGGCGCCGCCUCCGCGCAGAAUGAGGCCAUCGACCGGCGGGAGCGCCUCCGCCGCCUGGCCCUCGAGACCAUCGACCUCGCCAAGGACCCCUAUUUCAUGCGCAAUCACCUCGGCAGCUAUGAGUGCAAGCUGUGCCUGACGCUGCACAACAACGAGGGGAACUACCUGGCACACACUCAGGGGAAGCGGCACCAGACCAACCUCGCCAAGCGCGCUGCCCGCGAGGCCAAGGACGCGCCCGCGCAGCCCCAGCCCAACAAGCGCAAGCUUGCCCCCCGCAAGUCUGUUAAGAUUGGCAGACCCGGGUAUAAAGUAACCAAACAAUAUGAUCCUGAGACAAAGCAACACUCAUUUCUCUUUGAGAUUGGUUACCCUGAAAUCGAAGAUAAUUGCAAGCCAAGGCAUCGUUUCAUGUCAUCAUAUGAACAGAAAGUCCAAAGUUGGGAUAAGAGGUAUCAAUACCUACUUUUUGCGGCAGAGCCCUAUGAAAUCAUUGCAUUCAAGAUACCAAGUACAGAGAUUGACAAAUCAGCAAGCAAAUUCUUCUCUUACUGGGAUCCUGACAAGAAGGAAUACCUGCUGCAACUGUACUUCAAGCCAAGACCACCAGAAGCUCAUAAACCACCACCAGCUCCUCCUGGUACUUUGCCUAAUGGGAAUGGGGUUCCUGGUGCUCCACCAAGGCCACCAGGGCAAGCUCCCCCACCCCCGCCACAAGUUCCACCGCCCCCGCCUCAUGCACCCCCUCCUGCACCUAUGGGAAUGCCCCCUAGGAUUCCUCCACCACCUAUUGGGGGCGUUCAACCUCCGCCGCCUCCACCACCACUGGCAAAUGGUCCGCGGCCAAUGAUUCCACCGCCACCUAACUUCACUCCGGGAGCACCUCCACCGCGCCCUCCAAUGCAAGGCUUUCCUGGGCAACAGCAGUAGUUGACUGCUUAGCGAUGUUCAGUCAGCAAAAGGUUCACGCUUGCCUUGUGUUGCCUUAUGUUUUUCAACUCAAAACUUUGUAUGUUGUCAUAGGCUUACAUGGUUCUCCGGGACUGUACUCAGAUGCCAGCUUGUUGGAUUUUUUGUAUCCACUUUUAAGCCAAGUGUUUGUUUAAAAAUAGCAAGUUCUCGUGUAUUCUGUUUCCUGAUUUCAUA
Molecule: messenger RNA, 1238 nt
Organism: Sorghum bicolor (sorghum)
Lineage: Eukaryota; Viridiplantae; Streptophyta; Magnoliopsida; Poales; Poaceae
Product: splicing factor 3A subunit 2
Exons: 7
Coding region: 57-1022 (321 amino acids)
Biological process (GO): spliceosomal complex assembly
Cellular component (GO): U2-type prespliceosome; catalytic step 2 spliceosome; U2 snRNP
Molecular function (GO): nucleic acid binding; zinc ion binding
Source: RefSeq, a predicted model, not a curated record